Messenger RNA from Menidia menidia (Atlantic silverside), 3569 nucleotides. The record is from the annotation of a GenBank genome assembly. NCBI's taxonomy places the organism in Eukaryota, Metazoa, Chordata, Actinopteri, Atheriniformes, Atherinopsidae.
UCCACCGCCUGGCGCUUUUAAUAAAACGAGCACACUGAAUUUUUGGACAAGCUUGGCAACACAGCCAAUCAGGUCGACUCCUUCUCCUUCUAGCAAAGGUCUGGCAAAACAACAGCUCGACCUCAAUUCCCAGCCGUUGCCAUUGCCCGUUCGACGACAAACCAAGCGUGAACAUGUUUAAUUAGCCAAGGGUUUUCUUUCUGUGGAUGUCGUAUUUGUUAGGGCCUAGGUCUAGGCUAAAGUCAGAGCUGAUCUGAGCUACUGACGCGCCAUUAGCUGCUUGCUAGCUGUAGCUUGGGAAAGAUGGGGUCCAUCCUGAGUCGCAGAAUCGCUGGUGUUGAGGACAUCGACAUCCAGGCCAAUUCGGCAUACAGAUUUCCCCCUAAGUCUGGUAAUUAUUUUGCAAGCCAUUUCUUCAUGGGAGGAGAGAAAUUUGACACACCACAUCCAGAGGGAUACCUCUUUGGGGAAAACAUGGACCUGAAUUUCCUUGGAAAUAGGCCAGUGCAGUUCCCUUAUGUGACCCCUGCGCCCCAUGAGCCGGUGAAAACCUUGAGGAGUUUGGUCAACAUCAGAAAGGACUCUUUGCGUUUAGUCAGGUAUAAAGAUGACUCUGACACAUCAGUGGAGGAGGGUGGAAAACCAAAGGUUCAGUACGGAGUGGAGUUCACCUUCGACGCUGAUGCUCGAGUAGCCAUCACCCUCUACUGCCAGGCGUUUGAGGAGUUCUCCAAUGGCAUGGCCGUGUACAGUCCAAAGGAUCCAUCUUUGGUUUCUGAAACCGUGCAUUACAAGCGGGGUGUGAGCCAGCAGUUUUCCAUGCCGUCUUUCAAAAUAGAUUUCUGCGAGUGGAAAGAAGAGGAUCUGAACUAUGACCUGGACCGAGGCGUGUUUCCCAUGGUGAUCCAGGCUGUGGUUGAUGAAGGGGACGAUUGUCUGGGACAUGCUCAUGUCCUUUUGGCAGCCUUCGAAAGACACGUAGAUGGCAGUUUUUCCGUCAAGCCACUGAAACAGAAGCAAAUCGUUGAUCGUGUGAGCUACCUCCUACAGGAGAUCUAUGGCAUUGAGAACAAAAACAACCAAGAAACCAAGCCUUCUGAUGACGAGAACAGCGACAACAGCAAUGAGUGUGUUGUCUGUUUGUCUGACCUUCGAGACACACUCAUCCUGCCUUGUCGACAUCUGUGUCUCUGUAACUCCUGCGCCGACACUCUGCGUUACCAGGCCAACAACUGUCCCAUCUGCAGGCUGCCCUUCAGAGCCUUACUGCAGAUAAGAGCUGUGAGGAAAAAGCCUGGAGCUCUGUCUCCCGUGUCCUUCAGUCCUGUUCUGGCACAGACGAUGGACCACGAUGAGCACUCAAGCUCGGACUCGGUUCCUCCUGGUUUUGAACCCAUCUCCCUGCUGGAGGCUCUGAACGGUCUGCGGUCAGUGUCUCCCGCCAUCCCAUCUGCUCCCCUGUAUGAUGAAAUCAACUUCUCGGGGGGUCUGGGGGGUGAAAGCCGACAGCUGAGCUCUCCAGAGCAUUUAAGUGACGGGAGUCUGCAGAAAGGCAAAGUCAGCAAGUCACCUGACAGCACCCUCAGAUCGCCGUCCUCUCCCAUCCAGGAGGAGGAUGAAGAGAAGCUCUCUGAGAUGUCAGAUGCUCAGCCCCACACACUUCUCUCCAACAGCCCCGCCCCCACUGACGCAACAGCAACCGAGGACGUGGCGGAAUCUCUCUCUCCGGAUGACGAGGACAGGAUCCAUUCAGGAGGAGACAUCCUGCAGGACUGCAGCAGUGAACACUGCAGCUUGACCAAAACAGAGAGCGACCCAGCUGGCGACCUGUCUCUGCCCGGGUCAUCCGAGUCAACAGAAAGCCUGAAAAGUCAGAGCACAAACUGCUCCAGCCAGCCUCUCCUUUGUCCCCGGAGCAGCCUUCAUAUGGAAGACGAACACCUCAGCCCCUGAUUCUGACCCAGCUUUGAUUUACAAAGAUCAUGCAGUCCCUUGAUCAUUUCACACACUUCUGCCCCCCCCCCCCAUCUCCAAAAAAACAAAUAUUUUUAUGUGUGACAAAGUAUGGGGGAGGGCCCAUCAACCUCUCGCAAUUACAGAAAGAAAAAAAGAUUCCAGCCCCGAAAACUCUCAUAUAGUGUCCAUGUUUGUGUCCAUAAUGUAGAUUCCAGAGAUAUUUCACUACCUGCCAUGGUGGUGCUUUUAAGCACACUUACUUAAAAUUAACUGUCUCAAUUUCUGUACACUAAAAUCGGAGGACUUUACAAAUGCAGUUUGUGUUUAGAUAUUGUGUUCAUUUGUGCUUAAUGACUAUAAGGCUGAUUUGGUUUAUCAACAGCAUUUUUUGGAAGUCAUUACUGAUAUAUCUGUGUCCAUUUGAGAGGUUUUUGCACUCUGGCAAAAUAAUUUAUUAUCCAUUCCUUUUUAACUCAAUAUGACACUUUUAUUUUAACUUCUCUACCAUCUUGGACAUAGGUUGCCCGUUUUGUCAUUUCAAAUGUUGGUAUCUAUGUAUGAUAACUACUAGAAUCUUGCGUAGUUACUUCCAAAAAUGUAUACUUGGUUAUUACAUAGUAAAGUUCUGGUGUUGAAGUAAUGAAACCAGAUUCAGUUAACAUGCGCAUUAUUUAAGACUUUGAUAAUCAAUAAGAGCUACUUAUUCACAUCCUCGCAGCUGAACUCAAAGACAGCUAAAGCCAGGAACCAGCCUAGACGCUUCACCUACAUGUAAGCCGAUGCAGCGUGGCACAGUAAGCGUGCUUGUCAUUGAUGUGGCUGAUCUCCGUACAGUCUUUUUAUUGUGGCAACGCCCGUGUUCGCUUACGAUGUAGCCGCCGAAAAAAAAAAAGGGGGGGGGUCAUGUGUUUGUGAGGCUGCAGCAGCUUCCCCAAGUCCUGUAUGUGUAGCACCAUAUAGAUCUAUGUGCCUUGAAUUAAUGGCUGCCUGCUUGUUGCAAUGGACAUUAGUGUUCUUAAAAAUUCUACAAUAUACAGCCGUUUCAGCCCAUAGACAGGAUUUAUGAUGUACAGAGCUCUCUGUUCCCAUUGCGAGCGUCAUGUUUCUGGAUAAAGUAUGUUGAGCAAUAUUAAGUUGAACUGUUUAUUUACCUUGUCCUGAAUUUUCAAUUAUGCAUUUAAUAUUAGUAUCUUUGCUCAAGUGAAAUUCUUUAUGUUUUCCUGGAAAGAACACACCCAAAGCAACUGGUGCAAACUUUUCAUUUUAAAAAUUGGGCCUGCUUUUGCAUGUACAUUUGUAGAGGCUUUGAUGCUUUUACCUAAAGUACCGUGUUUUUUUUUGUUCGUUUGUCUUUGUUCUCUUUUCUGUGCCAUCUCAACUUGACACUGUGCCUUCCUGUUCUGACCACUAUUGACCUGGUAUCCAGGAUAACCCUGCAGUCGGUGGUCUUGGCUCUCUGAUUCUCUCUGUCUCUCUUAGUGUGUAUAGCAGCAUGUGUAUAACAAUAAAGAACAAAUAUUCAUUACCUCAAAUACCAUCCUUCUUUUCUGAGCUACUGCUGUCAUUUUUCCUAAAAUAUGCAGACAAGACACGGUCAUCUGUGCAUGCUUACA